This is a messenger RNA of Sclerotinia borealis F-4128, 216 nucleotides long. NCBI's taxonomy places the organism in Eukaryota, Fungi, Ascomycota, Leotiomycetes, Helotiales, Sclerotiniaceae. The record is from the annotation of a GenBank genome assembly.
AUGGCUGGCUAUAAACUCCGCGAGAACCGUGUUCCUCACUACCAGGCUCUCUUCCAAGAAGGUGCCAAGAAGCACAUUCGUCAAUGGAAUCAAACCCCUAAAAGCAGAAUUAUGCUCUACCCAUACUACCUAUGUCUUUGGGGAGGUUUUGCCGGAUCUAUGUACAUGAUGUCGCGCAUGGUUUUGGGACACAAGACUUGGUUUAGCAAGGGAUAG